Messenger RNA from Calliphora vicina (urban bluebottle blowfly), 701 nucleotides. RefSeq lists its product as uncharacterized. NCBI's taxonomy places the organism in Eukaryota, Metazoa, Arthropoda, Insecta, Diptera, Calliphoridae. The transcript is spliced from 2 exons. The record is from RefSeq and is a predicted model, not a curated record. The coding region runs from base 37 to 675 and encodes 212 amino acids.
UUUUUUAGAAAUCGUUCAAGAAACAACGCAGCCAAGAUGCUAUAUAGAAAGUUUACAAUAUUUGUGGUUUUGUCCUUAAUACAGGCCACUUAUUGUAAACCGGUAGAUGAUGACACUUACAACAGAAUUGUUGGCUUUGCCCCUGAAGAUAUGUCAAAUCUAACACCCAUAAAAAAAAUUAUAGUCUACGUCGCUGUCAAUUAUCUGCGCCUAGCUCACGAGUAUACCAUUAAAUCCUUUAAUGUUAGCCAACGAAUAUUGAUGAACCAGGAUUUACUGACCAACCAGACACCACAAGUUCUAGAGUUUAAACACAAUUUAACUCGUUUUGUGGAAGAUUAUGAAAAAACCAAAACCAUACCAGAAGUUGUGAAAUUAAUGAACACUUUUCCCGAUACAACCGAACAUUAUUUUCAACUACCAGAGGAAAAACGAACAGCGGCAGACACCUUUAUCUUGGAUCUUUUAAAAAAAUACAAUUGCAUGGAUGUAGAUAUGGAAUAUGCCAUCGGAUUUAAUCCUUUUAUUGAGAAGUUUAAGUUGAUGUUCGAAGAGAAUAAAAAGUAUUUUGAAAAACCUGUACUGGAUUGGUAUGAGAAGUUUUUAGCUAUAGACGAUUUGGAAGAGAAACUCAAGGCCUUCAUGCAAAUGAUGGAAGAAAACAAUAGAAUAUAAAUGGAAAGCAAUUAUGCCUAAAUUAA